Messenger RNA from Catharus ustulatus (Swainson's thrush), 1741 nucleotides. RefSeq names its product T-cell immunoglobulin and mucin domain-containing protein 4-like. NCBI's taxonomy places the organism in Eukaryota, Metazoa, Chordata, Aves, Passeriformes, Turdidae. The record is from RefSeq and is a predicted model, not a curated record. The coding region runs from base 104 to 1174 and encodes 356 amino acids. The transcript is spliced from 8 exons.
AUGGAGAAAUGAGACUUCAGUGGGACUCGCUCAGCGCCUCUGGAAAGGAUAAGGUCUGGUUUCCUCUCCUUCCACUGCUGCCCCGCUGUCUCUGCCAGCCAGAAUGUCCCAUUUUGUGCUGUUUCACUGGAUGGUGAUACAGAUCUUUAUAGCACCCACGGUGUCUGUGGCCACGGUCAGAGGAACAGCAGGACAAGCUGUGACACUGCCCUGCUCCUACUCGGUGAGACGGCCCAGGGACAUCUCCGACAUGUGCUGGGGCAGAGGCUCCUGCCCCAAUUCCAAGUGCUCCAACAACUUGCUGCGCACCUCUGGCAGCAAGGUGGCCUACACAGCAUCCUGGAGGUACAACCUGUACGGCCGCAUUUCCUCUGGGGAUGUGUCCCUGACGAUUAAGGCGGUGAGGAUGGAGGAUGCAGGGGUGUACUGCUGCCGCGUGGAGAUCCCCGGCCUCUUCAACGACAUCAAGCGCAACAUUCAGCUGGAGGUGGCCGCAGCCCCUCCAGUGACCACCACCACCACCACCACGAGAAAUGCUCCUGUUUCCUCUGAACAUUUUACAGAAACAACUUUUGCUCCCCAAGCAACCUCUGACGUGCAGCCAACAGCAGAGACUGCAGUCCUGCUGACAAACAGCACCCUGCCACCAGAAACCACAGCCCCCGAGAUUCCAGCAGUGACCACAGGGGAGACCUCUGCUCCCCCAACAAUGGCUGGGACAGACAAUGAUAUUUUUCCUGUAACUACGGUGGAAACGACUUCUCCCCCAGACUUUCCAGCUACUUCCCCAGCAGCUGAAGUGACAACUGAAGAUGUUGUGUUCUGCUCCACGCCCCCUGGAAGCACAGAGGUGGCUACUGAAUUCCCAGGUACUCUUCCAACUGCAGAGGAAACCACCACCUCUGGCAUGAUGGAAGAGAUGGCAGUCAUGGAGGUUGCAGCAAAUUCAGAUGGCAAUGCUGGGAAAUAUGAAGAUAGAGGAUAUAAGUUUCCCAGCUCUAUUAUUCUCGUUGCCUGUGUCACAGUGGGGUCCAUCCUUUUCUUGCUGAUGAUCUCCUUGGUUUGGAAGCGUAAACAGGCAAGGAAGAUUAUAGUAAAAAGUGUUGGACCACCAGAAGACACUGACAAAGUUUUCAGUGGUGCUGAGGGAGAAAACAACAUUUUUUCCCUGUGAAGAGCUCCUACAUCAUCUGCAGAUGCCAUGGGAAAUAAAAAGGGCCUGCUCCACGCUGCACUGAGAUCCUUGUGAGCCCUCAAAAUAUCAAUGGAUAUAAAACAAAGGCCAAAGCUUCAACUAUGAAAAUUUAAAAUCUUUGUGCAAAUUUUCCCAUAGCACCCUUAAAAUUCAUUGCAUAAAGAAGCUUAUUUGAGAAGGGGCUUUAUGCAUUAUUCAAGGAUGUUCUGGCAUCUGCCUUCUUCCUAGCACUGUGUUGCACAACUGAAUUUGUUUUUCUCCAUUUUUACUAAUGCUCUUCCUUGAGUACAACUUGUACUGUGAGGAACAGAAGUGAUCACAUGGAAGGCUGCCUAUCUUCAAAUUGCCAUAAAGAGAGAAAAGGAAUCAUAAAAUACAGUUUUUAAUGCUUUUAUGUAAUCAACAGAAAAAUUAAGCAGUAAGAAUGCUGUGAAUUUAAAUCAAAACUGCAGAUUACUUAAGGGGUAUCACUACUGCCUGUGAUUCAGCAUGUUUGAAUAACCCUUGGAAAAUAUGUUAAUAAACUUUCUAAUUUGUUGCUGGCAA